This is a messenger RNA of Ochlerotatus camptorhynchus, 3943 nucleotides long. It is a transcript of the gene scb, whose product is annotated as scab. NCBI's taxonomy places the organism in Eukaryota, Metazoa, Arthropoda, Insecta, Diptera, Culicidae. Bases 377 to 3712 code for a protein of 1111 amino acids. The record is from RefSeq and is a predicted model, not a curated record. The transcript is spliced from 7 exons. Gene Ontology annotation, molecular function: integrin binding. Gene Ontology annotation, biological process: cell adhesion mediated by integrin; cell-cell adhesion; integrin-mediated signaling pathway. Gene Ontology annotation, cellular component: integrin complex; external side of plasma membrane.
UAUUUGUUCCUUUGGUUAUUAUCUGUUUGUCACUGUGUUAUCAGCUGAUAAAUUCGCGAUAAGUGAUUGCUUAGUCAAUGCAUUUCUUUGAAGUUCUUACGUUGUGAUACUGUGGGAGUGUUCCAACAGAUUGGGAAGAUUGCAAAAGUUUGCCUCCAACAGACAGCAGUCGGCGAUGUGAAUUCUUGCAUGAUCUGUCCGUCCAUCAGUAGCAGCUGCUGUAGCCCAGUCCGCCAGUAUCCAACGAAACGAUGAUAUCAUCCGUGCCUUCGAGACUGAAGUGUUAAAAAGUGAAAUUGAACAACAAAGUCCACCUUACCACGUGCCAGAUUGUAAGCCUACAUACCGGGUUUGUUCGGCACGCUAAAUAACGAAAAUGAAGCCACCAGCAUCAGCACCACCGUCUGUGAUAUUAGUGUUAAUAGUGUUACUGUCAGUGAUCAAGGUGAAUGGAUUUAAUCUGUCACCUCAGCCCAACUAUGUGUUCAAUGAGCCAAAGCUCCAAACCUUCAUGGAGACGGUGCGGUCGUCGUUCUUUGGAUUUUCCCUCAACCUGAGGCCUGGAGGACUCAUCGUCGGAGCACCGCGAGCCCAGUCGAACCUCGCAUCGCAACGCAAAAUCAACGAAACCGGAGCCAUAUACAAAUGCCACUACGACAGUGGAGAGUGCGCUCCGUACUAUUUUGACCGCAACGGAAACACCAACAACGAAAAUGAACCCUUUGCCUACAGUUCCGAGAAGAAGGACUACCAGAUGCUCGGAGCCGCUAUGGAUGGGCAUGGUUCCGAUGGCGAUCGAUUUGUGGUUUGCGCACCGAAAAUCAAAAGUGAACUGGUGGAUUACUAUCUGCUGCAUGGAAUCUGCUACCUCACCGAUGGAACCGAGCUAAACGAACCGAAAUCCAUCCGACCGAUCUAUCCGCUGCGAGUGAAAGAUAAACAACUAUACAAGGACCACAACAGUGGCAUCCAGUUCUACAACUAUAUGUACGGUGAGCAAGGUCUGAGCGUUCACAUCACCGACGACAAUGAGGAGAUUCUGAUCGGUGCCCCAGGUGUGUUCAAUUGGCGCGGUACGGUGGUUCGUUAUCGGCGCCAAGUGAAUGAAGAUAUGGGUGGACUGAGCAGGCGCGAUGGUCGUCAGAAGCAGCAAGAGCGUCCCAAGCGACAGAUUAUCAGCUACGUUACCGAUGUGCCAAAUCCAUACUUCACUAGCCUGGAGGAUGAUUCUUACUUUGGGUAUGCCGUAAGCUCCGGCUUCUUCCAGGACAAUACCAAGUUGCUGUACGUGGCCAGUGCUCCUCAGAUGAAAGUGCAAACGGGAGAGGUAUACAUAUUCGAUAUCAUCAAUGCCGAUUCGUUCCGGGAAACGCAGAUCAAGGUGCUGUAUACGUUUCCCGGCCAGCAGCAGGGGGAGUACUUUGGCUAUGCGCUACUGACGGAUGAUUUCAACGGAGACGGUCUACCGGAUUUGGCCAUUUCGGCACCAAUGCAUAGUAAAAAUUCGGAAUUCGAGAACGGUGUGGUGUAUGUGUAUUUGAACGAGGGAAAACUGAGCUUCAACCUUCAGACUGUGCUCUCUUCGAGCUAUGAGCUGAACGGACGAUUCGGCAUCAGUUUGGCUAAAAUUGGAGACCUGAAUAUGGAUGGCUAUAAUGACAUUGCCAUCGGAGCUCCAUUCGAAGAGAACGGUGCCGUUUACAUCUACCAUGGUUCGCCGAAUGGACUGCAAACGAAACCCUCCCAACGACUCGUUCCUCCGGAGAAUGGACUCAUGGAUCCGACGGCUCAGCCAAUGUUCGGCCAUGCCAUGUCCCGAGGUGCGGACAUCGACGGCAAUGGCUAUCACGAUCUUGCCAUUGGAUCGCCCAAUUCGGAAUCUGUUUACGUGUACAAAACCUAUCCGGUGGUGCGAGUGUUCAGCCUUGUCACCUCCUCCAAACGGGAGCUUUCUCCGGAGGACACGGCGUUUCAGUUAACAGCUUGCUGGAGGUACGAAUCGGCAACAGACAUCCAGCACGACGUAGGAUUCAGUUACUCGCUGAAAGUGGACUCCCAAAACGGUAGAGCUCAGCUCAGUGAUGGACAGAACAUCCUAAAUGGUUCAGGAAAGAUCAACUACGAUGACUUUUGCCAAGAGUAUGACGUGAAAGUGAAGCCUUCAUUCGCAGACAUCUACAAGCCCAUCACCAUCGAGUUCACCUACAAAGUAGUUAGCAAUAUUCCAACCAAUAGCGAAUUCUGCGACAGAUGCGUCAUGACGGAUCCUACCGCUGUAAAUACGAUUUAUGAAAAAUUAUCGUUCAAAACGGGUUGCGCUGGAGAGACCUGUAUUGCUGAGCUUAAACUCAGCGCUGCCUGGUUGGAUAUUACAUCACCAUACAUCAUUGGAAGCACUCGUACCGCUGCACUACAGUAUGUAGUGGAGAACUCCGGUGAAAAUGCCUUCCUUCCGCAGCUCAACGUGACACUUCCUUCGCUUCUGUCUCUAGCCAAGCUACCAUCCCAUUGCAAAUUGACAAACCUCAACGAUGGACUGAAUUUGCUGUGUGACCUCAACAAUGGACUUCCUCUACGAAUGGACGCCACUACGAAAAUGACACUCGUGCUGGACAUGACCAAACUGGAAGGAAAAUCCUUUUCCAUUGAUGCCGAGGUGUUCAGCACAAGCGAAGAAACCAACCGCGAUGACAACACCCUUCUAAGCUCAGUUGUUCUGCAGGAGUUCAGCGAAAUAGAAGUCGUUAGCAAAGCCUCCGUAACGGAAGUCAACUUGGAAGCCCAAAGAGGAAAUAUCAACGUUACCUACCAAAUCCAAGUAAUGAACAACGGUCCCAGCAGUUUGCGGGAUCUGACCUUCACUCUGAAAGUACCCCUGGUUUACUAUAAACCAAGUUCGGCAGAUGUACUCAACAUCAUCAACUUCAACGAUAUCCAAAUCAGCGGUUAUUACAACUACAAACACCUGGACUUUACGUGGACAAAAGACAAUGUGAUCCUCAUUCCAAACGUCAAGGAAUACUCCACACAACCACCGGAAGUGGACAACUUCUACAAACAAAGCAUGGACUUCGAUAUGCUCUCAGCAGGUCCUCAUUCAAAUCCAAUAAGCGACGAUAGUGGCUUCUCAAGUCGCCGACGUAGAUCAGUUCCAGCACAAUUCAAUCGCUACACCAACCAGCUGAGUCAGCAUUCGAGAGUCCGGCGAAGUCUGUCCACCGUCAAUCCAGCCAUCCUCACUGGGCUUCCAGAGAACCGAACUCUAUUCUUCCACUGUAGCCAAGAGGUCCAGAUCGAUUGCGCAGAUGUAAGCGUUCAGAUUUCCAAUUUCAAACCGGGGAAUAUUCCCAUCGUGAUCAACAUGCAGUUCGAGUUGAACCUGGACUUGGUGGCGGAAAGUUUCCUGGAGCGGGAGGACAUUUUCGCGCUGCAAAUUCUAUCCGAACUGCAAAAGAUGGAAGACGAGGAAGGGGUCGGUUUCAGUGUGGCCAGGAACAAUCCCUUCACGGUGGUUUACAAGUACGCAAUUGCCAGCACGCCGAUUUGGGUCUACAUUGUGUCGGCCAUCAGCGGUCUGCUGUUGUUGGUUUUGAUUUCCUAUGGCCUUUAUAAGGCUGGUUUCUUCAAGCGGGCCACGAAGGAAGAGAUCGAGAAGCUGCACCGGGAGAGCGCUCGAAUGAAUCCACCUCAAGACACCGACGACGACAGUUGAAAGCAUCACCAGUUCCUACGACGAGUGAAGCAGCCAUAAAAGACAACACAAUUAAUUACCAAAUGUUCCAGGAUUUAAGAUUGUUUAUAAGUUUUUUUAUACUUAAAAAAUUGUUGUAAAUUUAAGCAUUGGAAAUAGCAUUUAUUUGUUUAAGGAUUGUAAAGUCAGUAAUAUUUUAGAACAUUUAUAUAAACCAAUUUUAGGCUGUUAGAUAAUUUAUUUAAAUAUAGA